AGAGCCCAUUUCCUCACCAGCCUUCCUCAGUCAAAGUAUCUCUCCCUCCAUCUACAACUGCCACACACGUGCCCACCUGCCUUAUUUGCCUCGCUGCUCACAAAGGUAAUAGGUGACCAUUCCAUCCCAUCAUGACGGGAAAUUCCAGCCGGACGCAGCUCGAUAACGCCACCCUGUCACUGUUCCAGGAUGUGAACACCAGCACUAUCAUAUCUGUUAUAUACAUGCUUGUCACUGUCAUCAACUGGGUGGGAAAUGGUCUCUCAAUGUGGCUCCUGCUGUUUCGUACCUCCCCGAAAACGCCCUCCAUCAUAUUCAUGAUUAAUCUAACUCUCACUGACUUGGCUCUUGGCUCCGCCCUCCCCUUUCAAAUCGCCUACCAGCUCCUAGGAUACAACUGGAAAUUGGGGUCUCAUAUGUGCAGCUUCAUGACCCUCGUUUUCUACGCCAACAUGUAUUGUUCUAUCCUGACCAUGAUGGCCAUCGGCAUUGACCGCUACCUGGGCAUCGUGAAGCCCAUGAUGUUCCGGAAGAACAAGAAGAGAAAGUCUGUUGCUGUCAUCAGCUGCCUUCUGAUGUGGGGUUUGGUCCUGGGUGUUUUGUACCCUCUUAUGACCACCGACCUGACCUUUGAGGUCCCAGAGCUCAAGAUCAUCACAUGCUUCGACGUGCUGAAAAAAAACAUGCUGCCGACCGUGGGGGCCUGGGCGGCUUUCCUGUUCAGCAUGGUGAUUCUUCUCUUCCUUUUUCCCUUUUGUGUCACAAUGUUCUGCUACAUUAGUGUCAUAUACAAGCUGUCCAAAGAUUCCAAGACUGUCCAGAAAGGGAGAGCCAUACGUCUGGCUGUUGUUGUUCUGCUGGUCUUCGUGAUCUGCUUCGCUCCCAACAACAUCCUCUUAUUGGCUCACAGUGUCCUUAGGCUCUUCUAUGAUAAGUCUUUGUACAUGGCCUAUAAGCUUUCUCUCUGUUUUAGCUGUCUGAAUAGCUGUUUGGAUCCUUUCAUUUAUUACUUUGCUUCAAAAGACUUCAGGCAGAAGCUCAGAGAGAUAAUGAAUCUGCAGAGCCUGAGUAGUGCAGACUCUAUAAGGAUGGAGAACAAAGAGACUUUGUACUCUGGAUAAGCGGAUUUAUAAAGUGAGGAAACAUAUUCAGGUGCCUUUAUGAUGCCGUAACUACCCUAACAAACCAAAAACUAAAGGGAGACUUGCGAAAGAAAACAAGUGACUAAAGGAAAGGAGGGGUUUUGAGAUCUUGCAACAUUCGUUCUUGGUCCAUAUUGCAAAAUCUUCAUACAUAUGUCUCUUCCUUUACCAAUAGCUUUUAAGGUUUAAGCUGUUGCACAGUGACUAAAAUGUUAUUGGUCCAAUUGUAGUUUGAGAGUUUUCUCCAUUUUAAAUGUAAUCAAGUGGUUGGGAAAUCGUGGAGUCCCGCAAGCAUGUAUGUUGGGCCCACAGUCAUUUUGCUUGUUCACCAAUCAUCAGCAAUUGUCACCUGAUAUCUGCAGAUGUUGCAGUCACACACACAAAAUAGCAAUGAUGACUGAGCGGCUGCUAGGAUUGUUGCAGAAAAUGGGCAGUCUCUCAGUUUACAGUGACAGAAUGUAUUUUACAAAAAUCCUAUGAAAGAUCCAUCCAAAUAUUGGCAUUAUAUUUAUAUAAAUUGGGCUGAACAAGUAUGGAUGUCAAAAACUGUUUGUAUGUUAGUACAAUGAAAUAUAAUGUAACAAACAUGAAGGUCAGAAAUGAGACAUCUGUGUCCAUUAAUCCUUGCCUGGCUUACUGUGAUAAAGCAACUUCAAACCCCAUAACAUCACUCUAUAAUCAAGCUCUAUAAGACCAAUUCUUUUCACUAUUUCAUGAUCAUACUUUCUUAUAAACAAACUCCGUAUUCAGACGGUUGGCUUGCUUUUUAAUAUGUUCAAAAAUAACUUAUUUUUGAACAAAUAAUUUGUUAUUUGUUCAAAAACGACAUUGUUGUUUUACCAUCUUUUAAUUGUUGCUAAAAUGUCACAACUUUUCCCUGCUGCUGUUGUUUUUGAACAACGUUCAGUGAGAUCCUCAUUUGCUGAGUGUAGAAUCUUGCUAUUGAAUACAUACUAACCAAAAUAAGAUUUUGAACUUUUCACGUGACAUGAACCAAUAGGAUUAGCUGCUGUACAAAUGAAAGAGUGAUAAACAUCAACCAACAGCAUGUGCUGAUAUUGAACGUCACAUCAUGUCUGUUAUUUUUACAAAAAUAUGUAGCAUCCAAAACUGUGAACUGUUGUAAAAAUGUACAUAUUAUGUUAGCCUUAACAUCCCCAAAUAAGUUUUAGCUUCAGGUUGUUGUUAUUUUUUAUCUGUCUAUUAAGAUGUCAGUGCUAUGUGCUGUAUAAAUGUAUGAAAUUGACAAUAUUUUCCUUUCGUUUUAUUAAAUGAUUUCCCCUCUGUUUUCAAGA
Messenger RNA from Poeciliopsis prolifica (blackstripe livebearer), 2437 nucleotides. RefSeq names its product P2Y receptor family member 8 (gene p2ry8). Gene Ontology annotation, molecular function: thrombin-activated receptor activity. Gene Ontology annotation, cellular component: membrane. The record is from RefSeq and is a predicted model, not a curated record. The coding region runs from base 132 to 1121 and encodes 329 amino acids. The transcript has 3 exons. Lineage: Eukaryota; Metazoa; Chordata; Actinopteri; Cyprinodontiformes; Poeciliidae. Gene Ontology annotation, biological process: phospholipase C-activating G protein-coupled receptor signaling pathway; blood coagulation; thrombin-activated receptor signaling pathway.